This is a messenger RNA of Anoplopoma fimbria (sablefish), 1026 nucleotides long. Its product is annotated as GTPase IMAP family member 7-like. Gene Ontology annotation, molecular function: GTP binding. Bases 1 to 1026 code for a protein of 341 amino acids. The record is from RefSeq and is a predicted model, not a curated record. Lineage: Eukaryota; Metazoa; Chordata; Actinopteri; Perciformes; Anoplopomatidae. The transcript is spliced from 2 exons.
AUGGACGAGCGAACUUCGUGGAGGAUUGUCAUACUGGGAAAAACUGGAGCUGGGAAGAGCAGCCUGGCUAACACCCUAUUGGGAGAGAAUGUGUUCAACAUAAGCCAUUCUCCCAUCACUGACCCAAGUCUUUCUUGUGCCAAAACCAAAUCUGUCAACGGGAAAAGCAUCGAAUUGAUCGACACUCCCAGUUUUUUUGACACAGGCGGGUCUGAGGAACUGCUCAAGGCUGAGAUAGUGAGGUGUAUCACAGAGUGCGCUCCUGGGCCUCAUGCUUUUCUCAUCGUGCUUAAAGUGGAGAAAUUCACAGAGCACGAGAAGGACGUCAUCAAAAAAAUAUGCCAAAGUUUCUCAGAGGAAGCUCUCAAAUAUGCCACAGUCGUCUUCACUCAUGGUGACCAGCUCGAGGAAGGAGGGACAAUUGAGGAGUUUGUGAGUCAGAAUGGAGGUCUGAGUGAUCUGGUGAAGAAGUGUGGAGGCCGAUGCCACGUCGUUGAUAAUAAAUACUGGAAGAACAGCCAAGAGGACGACUACAGAAGUAACCAAUUCCAGGUCGCAGAGCUACUCGACACACUGGAAAAGAUGAUUGAGGCAAACAAAGGAAGCUGCUACACCAAUGAGAUGCUACAAGCAGUGAAGAAAGAAAUACAGACAGAGGAAGAGCACAUCAGACAGUCAUCAGUAAAUAUGUCACAGGAAGAGAUUAGAAAUAAAGCUAAAAACAGCGUUUUUAACAAGUUAUUGACCAGAGUAGCAAGUACUGCAACAGGUGCAUUGCUGGGAGCUUUGCUUGGUGUGCUAAAGAUGGGAGUAGCAAUUGUUUGCAAUUAUCGUUCAGAUCCUACAGCACUAGUAUCAGCAGUAAGAGGAGCGGCUGGGUCGGCCGCUCUAAGUGGGGUAGUAACGGGCGGUAAGAUAGGAUAUGACGCAGCUGAAGGGGCACAAAGUCCAAAGGAAGCCGUAGAGAAGACAAUAAAGGGUCUCUUGAAGUAUUCUGGGGUUGCAGAAGAUAAAAACAACAAAUAG